AAACCAAAAAAAAAAAAAUGCCAAAAUGAUGUUUUGGUUUUGAUUGAUUGAUCGUGCCGCGGGUGCAUCUUGUUUAUUCAAUAAUUUUAAUUAAACGCCUAAAACAGCCAUAAACGUGUUACACUUCUCGCCGCGGCUAAUCGAUACCGCAAUGGAAACGAAAAAACCCGCCGCAUUCUGGUGGAUGAAAUCAACCCCCAAAGAAACACCCCCGGAGACCCAUCAGGUCCCAAAACUGGAUUUAAAAAGUGCUAAUUCCAUCACUAGUUUAACGGAUUUAUUGCAAGACGAGAAGGAUCCUGGGGACUAUGAAGUAGAUGUGGACAGUAUUUUGGAGGAAAUUAGUAGGGUGGCAGCGCAAAGCCCUUUAGGCCCCUUCGAGAAAAGUGUGGGGGAAAGAAGUAUUGAAGACAUAAUGAAAGAAACUGAGAAAGUUUACAUGGAAAGCUCUAAAAGUUUCGAGCAGCUCAGCCAGAGGUCCAAAACCUCACAAAACAUUUCGGAUUUACUUAGUAGCAAUUCAAAUAUUUCUACACCGACUCCUAAGAGUGUUAGUCCUUUACCAAUGGACCCCGGAGAUAAAGAGGAACUUAAAGAUUAUAAUUCUGAUUAUAGUGAUGAUUUUUCUACCGAUAGUAAAACUGAGUCAGAAAAAUCUCACAAAAGUUCAGCCCAACUAGACAAACUCUACGACGCGAUGGAGAAUAAUGAGAAGAGCAGCAGCAAAUCGUCCACAUCCUCUUUAGGUAUCACCGAGCAGCAAAACAAACUGGCCAACACCCUGUCCAAAACAUCAAAAUCACUCAGUUUGAUCAAAAGCUCGUUCAAACUUCCCGUCACUUCACCUAUGGCCUCGAUAAAUGCCACUCCGAGGGGCCCUAGUCCUAAAAGUGACUCCUCAAAACCUCAAAGUCCCGGAAGUCCGUUUUUAAGUACCAAUACUAGUCCAGUGAAGGCCCCUAGUCCCUUAGAAACCCCUAAGGUAAAACUAACUGAAGCCAGAAUAGAUAUUAUUGCACCCACAGAAAAACCGCUUGGUUAUGAGCAGGGAAAUUUAAUAGUGGAUGAUCAGAAAGUGAGCGAAUUGCGGCAAGAGGUUGAGAUUAGAAAUAAAUUAAUUAAAACACUGGAGGAGGAUAAUGAAGGAUUGAGGAGUGACAUUAAAACCCUAAGGGGCGACUUGGAAACAACCCACGCCCUAAUACAAAGACUAAAGUCAGAGCUAACAGCCAGAACGUUAUCCUCUCCGGAAAUCAACUUGGAACUGGAAAAGGCCCUCGAGGAACUGAAAGACUCCAAAGAGAUCAACACUUCUCUGCAACUCCAGUUGGACACGGUAAACAAAUCGCAUCAACUUCUAAAAGGCUCCUACGACGACCUGUUGGCCUCCAAUAAGAAUUUAGAACGAAAAAUGGUGGAGUUCGACGCCACCUUAAGCAAAUACAAGACGGAGCUGUUGAAUUUACAGCAAGCGAAGACGAAACUGCUGGACAACGAGGCGAACCUAAACAAACUAUUGGAAAUCGAAAAACUGCAAAGCAAGAGCCUGAAGCUACAAAACGAGAAAGACUCCAAGUCUAUACAAGACUUGAACAGACAAAUUAAGGAGAUGGAACGGAUUAUUGCUAGGAAACAUCCGGAUUCUGUGUCAGGACUAAUUGUUAGCAAACAAACUACUAGCGACACCACCGACCUGACAGCGAGAAAACUCCUCGAAGACCGCAUCAAGGCGCUGGAACAAGAAGCGGCUAGCAGAGACUCGCAAUCCUCAAAAGUCUUCCUGGAAAUCCAAGAGAAAUUCAGCCAAAUGAAGAACAAAUACGAGAGCCACAUAGAAGAUCUCGAGUUGCACGUGAACGACCUUAAGGAGCAACUGAAAAAGAAGAUCGACACCUACGACGUGUACACCCAAACGUUUUUUAACGAAAAAAUAGCGAAAAAGGAAACGUUCACGAUAGCAAUCCAGACUGACGUGGUUCCAAAGCAAAGGCCACCAUUAGUAUCCGCGAAACGGCCUGCGUCAGACAAGGAGGGACAUAAGGAGGAUGCCCACCUAAUGGCCACCAUAAGGGGAUUGCAAGCCGACCUGACCAACAAAGAGAAAGUGAUUCAGAAAAUGCAAAAGGAGAUAGACGAGCUGAGAAAGACCAAUAGGAGGCUGCAGAAGGAGAGGGAAGGGAGUUUGAGGAACUUAAGCGACAGAAAGGACUUUAGGAGUUAUCCUGAAAGAUUGGCGAGUCAGAGUAGAGCUGAUAGUGUACAGGAUAUAAGGAAGGAGGAGGAGCUUCAACAGUUGAAGGUCGAAAGGGACAGACUGAAGCAGCAGCUGUCCCGGUUGGAGAGCGAGUUUCAAGGGUUGAAGAAGAAACGUUUGGAUGAUUUAACGGCCCUUCAAGAAGCCCACGAACGCGAAAUAAGCAACUACGUAUCAAGCGUGACCCCACUCCGAGAACAAUUAGAACUCCACCAAGUAACAAUCAACACCCUCCAGAGUCAACUCACCAAAGCCAAAGAAGAACUCGCGGUGCUCAGUGUGGAAAGGGAUCACCUAAACACCCGAUUAAUAAGCAAUUACGGUGGAGCAGGAGAUGGACUUGAAGUGGACGCCUUACGUAAAAAGAUAACGUUCUUGGAAAAACGUUAUGAGGAACGUGAGUAUCGACUGAGGGCGAUCGUGCAAAGUUUAGCGCAGAAAACUGUAAUGAAUCGCAGUUGCGAGCAGUGUGCCGAAAGGCAACAGCAACUGAUCGGGUAUAAAGUCGAGCUGGACCAGUUGCUUGCUACCGUUAGGGCUCUUAAGUAGUCUAAAGGUCGUAGAGAGUUAAUUCUUGUUCGUAGAAUAGAACCGUCAGCUUUAUUUUAAAUAUUCCUCCUGUUAUAUACCAAAGAAAGUUUGUUUUUUUUUUUAAUUAUUAUUUAUAGUUUUAUAUGUUUUAAUAAAUGUGUGUACGACGCACGUGUUUUAGAGAA
Molecule: messenger RNA, 2970 nt
Organism: Anthonomus grandis grandis
Lineage: Eukaryota; Metazoa; Arthropoda; Insecta; Coleoptera; Curculionidae
Product: centrosomal protein of 162 kDa
Exons: 6
Coding region: 152-2803 (883 amino acids)
Biological process (GO): cilium assembly
Cellular component (GO): axonemal microtubule; centrosome; centriole
Source: RefSeq, a predicted model, not a curated record